Megalobrama amblycephala (Wuchang bream) is the source of this 2354-nucleotide messenger RNA. Its product is annotated as NAD(P)(+)--arginine ADP-ribosyltransferase 1-like. Gene Ontology annotation, molecular function: NAD+-protein-arginine ADP-ribosyltransferase activity; NAD+ poly-ADP-ribosyltransferase activity. The transcript is spliced from 3 exons. NCBI's taxonomy places the organism in Eukaryota, Metazoa, Chordata, Actinopteri, Cypriniformes, Xenocyprididae. The record is from RefSeq and is a predicted model, not a curated record. Bases 899 to 1729 code for a protein of 276 amino acids.
CUGAAUUAUACAUUUUUAUUAUAGAGAUUAAAAAUAGAUUAUAUAUAAAUAUAUGUAAGCGGAUACGGGGAUUAAAAAUCUGAAUUAUAGAUGCAGCCAGAACUGAAAUUGAAAAAAAAAUUGUUCCUACAAUGUACAAUAACAAUAAGCUGUUUAUAAUGAGUAAUGACAGAUAAUAAUCAUUAUUGUUCUGUCAGAUUUGACCUGUGGUUGUACAGUGAAACUGAAGUGCAAACAUAAAUAUAUAGGCCUAAUACACACUUGUAUCUGUCUCUUUGUCUGACCCAUAUGAAAACACAUCAGGGCUUCAGCCUUUACUGUCCAUCAGACUUUACUGUAUUCUCAUAAACUCACUAACUGUGGCUGUGAAAAUGAAUUGAUUACCUUUACUUAAAUGAAUUAAAGUUUUUACACACACUUUUAUUCAGUUCAUUCAAAAUAAAUCAGUUUAGCUGGUUACGGUCAAAUUAAUUUACUCUAGUAUGUUAACUUUAUUACAUUAAACAGUUUCUUUUUUAUUAAUUUACCAACACAUAAUUUUCUUUUGUUUAUUAUUAUACACAAUGUAUAAUGCAGCAAUAAGAAAAGCCUGGUGAUUAGCACCAAACACCGAGUGUCCACAGCCUGAGUAUAGGCAACACUCCUCAAAUAAAUUACAGAAACUCUUCUAAAUGUCCAGCAUUACUGAACAUUAAACUACCAACAUCUUUCCCUUUACUGAAAAUAACACUUGAUCCCUAAUGCAGCCCCUUGCAAAGUAUGCUGGGAACUACACAUGUCCUCCAUUUUCAGUCAAAUUUAACUUUAAUCCUAUUCAACCCAUUCAUCAAGGACUUCAGGAUUAAUGAUUUUAAUCAAUAGAUCUACUAGAUCGUCUGAGGGAUUCGACUGAAUCAAGAUGCUGCUGAUCGCUGAAGCUCUUCUCCUCAUUUCAGCUGUUCUAGCACAGGAUAACAGAACUGCUGCUGAUGAAAGACCGAUAUAUCCAUUGGAUAUGGCAGAGAAUUCAGUUGACGACAAAUUUUACUGGUGUACAAAGAAAAUGGAACAUCGAGUGCAGACAGAAUUUCUGAAGAGGGAAUUGUCUAACUCUCCAAAAUUUGCAGAAGCUUGGAAAAGAGCUGAACAGAAUCACACAGCACCAGAAGAUCAUUUGUCAAAGAAUCAUUCAGUUGCCAUUUAUGCAUACACAGGUGAUGGGGUACAUGGGGAUUUCAACAGAGCUACUCGUAUUGGCAAACAAAAAUAUAAAAAUGAGACAUAUACUCACUAUUCACUUCACUUCUGGUUAACAGAAGCGAUACAGAUUUUGAAGAAAACCCAAACUAACUGCUUUAACACUUACCGUGCUACUGAUGUUCGAUUUGAUGUUAAGGCCAAAGAAGUUCGUUUUGGCCAAUUUGCUUCAUCCUCCCUUGAACGUAAAUUAACAGACGUUUUUGGAAAUACAUCUUGUUUUGAAAUCAGAACUUGUUCAGGUGCUAAUGUGACAAAAUAUUCAAGUGUUCCUCAUGAAAAAGAGGUGCUGAUUCCUCCAUAUGAGACAUUUAAAGUCAUUGAUGUGAAGCAUAAAGCAGAGCAGAAAGAUCUCUGGUGUGAAACUGUGUUCAUUUUGGAAAGCUAUAAAACAAGAAGUUUCCUGAACUGUGCAGUGGCAAACAACAGUGGAGAGCAAGUUGUCUUUUUUAAUGGUCUGUUCAUUUUAACUUUUCUUUUGCUACGCGGUUAGCUACUAAUCAGAGAAAUACUGCAUGUUUCUUGUUAAACAUCAAACUGAUUGUCAUGCUUUAUUCAAUCAACUGUUUGGAAAAAUCAAAGCAGCUGAAGGUUUGGAUUCUGGAAUCCACUGCCGCUUCAAUAUAUAUCUUUUGAGCGAUUUAUAAUCAAGUUAUUAAUCAACAUUUGUCCUAAUAUUUGGAUGAAUUAUUCAAUGUAUGUUAAACCAUUUAUUUUCCUUUUCAUCUUCAAACACUAGAGAAUAAUGAUGUAUAUUGUCUGUACCUCUCACUGAGAGAAAAGUUCAACUUAUCUGUAUGUUUUGUAGAAGUUUAACCAACUUCACCCUUGGAGAAGUUGUGAAUCAUGUGUAUGUGUAGGUCCUGUAUUGGUAUCAAUAGAUAAUUGGCACUCUUCUUGAAGCCUGCAGAUGCCUUUUCAUGACUUAACAGGACAUCCUGUGCCUAAGUUCAGGGUCCGAUUGUCAGCAUCGUGAUGGAUGGAGAUAUGUUUCUGACUAUCUGUCCAUGUGUGGAGGAUUACUAAUUUUGUCUAUUUUUCUUAGCCAAUCAGAAUCAUUCAACCUGAAGUAAUGACGUAUUCAGUGGACUCUGUUAGAGUAUAAUUAUUGUGGAAAU